UCGGCCGUAGGGGGAACUGAGUCACGUGGGAUCCACGUGCCUCAGGCAUGACGGGUCUUCUACACAGUAAAGCAACUUUGGCGUCAUAUGGUGACCUAAUAUAUUGUGUAUCCUCUUUUAGAAUCGCAAGAUUUGUCCUUUCGAUUCGAAUGUUGUCAUGCUUGUUAUUCGGAGAAAUCCGUGUUACAGUAUCGUAAAAUCAUGAAGGUCUGUUUGGCAGCAAUCCAUGGUUCAGAUCGGUUCCUUCUGAACCACCGGACAUCAUAGACCGUCCUCGUCAUCGCACACUAUUUCAAUGUUUAUUUACUAGCACAAAGCCUGCGGUGUUCAGACAUAUAACCAAGACUUAAUACUCCUGCUCUCAAUGUUCCCGUCAUUCAUCGGCUGGAAUCUAUUCACAUCUGGCGAGUUCGUCACCUACAGAAACAAAGCACCCCCAUUCGGGGCGCAGAACAUCCAUAACACUGCUAUUCGUUGAUUGAUGGUCAUUUUUCCAGUUUUAUCCCUACAACUAUGUCUAGAAAGGUCAUUUUUCUCAUGGGAGCCCCCACGAUACGAAGCCUCCAGUGGAACGAAGAUGAGCUUCUCACGGCGCCCAUCCCUCCAUUUCAUAGUUCGGAUACUCACAGUGGAGACGAUUGGCCUUUCAUAGAUCCUGAUCCUGUAAAAUGGAGGUUAUUACAGGAUGAAAGAUCUCCGGCGGCACUUGGCGAAAACCUGGGAUUAGGUAUAGAUAGAGGCGCUCGCUUCUUUACGACUCAAGAUCUUGUAACGCCUAGGGGCUUAUCAACUGCCGCAAAUGAUUCAACUCUCACCCAGUUUUACGACCAUUCUUUCACCGUUCAUGAAACGUCUGAGAUUACUACCCCGGGCGUCCAUCUCGGGGAUUCCAUGAAAGAAAGUGACGUAUGGGCCGACAGCACAGGGACUUCUAUCGCAACAGAAGAAUCCCUUGGGUUGGAGUUGCCCAUCCAAGGAGGUAUUACAGAUCUUCAAAACGUUCCGGGCGCUGCGUUCUUGACAUCCAUCGUGCCACAAACUAUGACGGUGAAUCUCAUCGUCGGAAUUGUUACAAUUCGACCACCGCGUCGCAUUGUAACGCGGCGAUGGAAGAACGAACUAGACCUUAUCGAAAUGGUUGUGGGAGAUGACACAAGAAGCGGGUUCGGAGUUACGUUUUGGCUUCCCCGCAUGGAACAAAGGAUCGGCCCAGAUCAUCAUGAUGAGAGCCAUGAGCUUCGCCAAAUGCUGGAGACUUUGCGGCCGCGAGACAUUGUGUUGUUGCGCAUGGUAGGAUUGAGCACCUUCCGGGAACGGGUUUACGGGCAGAGUCUCAGGAAAGGGACCACCAAAAUCGAUCUACUCCAUCGACAGCGGGUCGACGUAACAGAUGCGGGUGGUAUGUACAGUGCAAAGAGUCUCAUGAACCAUGAUACGACAGCCAAGAAUGAUGAACUACUGCGGGUGAAAGCAAGAAAGGUGCGCGAGUGGAUCAGACGUUUCGUGAGCACCACGACGGAUUCAGCAGGCGGUGACGCAAGGAAGCCCACGAAACGUGGACCGACUUUACCUCCAGAUACGCAAGAGGAUUCGUUGAGGUUAUAAUUAGAAACAACUCUGUAGAAAGAGGUUAUGUAUGUAUUUAACAUACCUGAAGGGACGGAAUCCCGACUCCGAAUACCCCGUAGUACAUACUACU
Messenger RNA from Aspergillus caelatus, 1699 nucleotides. RefSeq lists its product as uncharacterized. Lineage: Eukaryota; Fungi; Ascomycota; Eurotiomycetes; Eurotiales; Aspergillaceae. The coding region runs from base 514 to 1605 and encodes 363 amino acids. The record is from RefSeq and is a predicted model, not a curated record. The transcript has 2 exons.